Molecule: messenger RNA, 1041 nt
Organism: Entrophospora candida
Lineage: Eukaryota; Fungi; Glomeromycota; Glomeromycetes; Entrophosporales; Entrophosporaceae
Source: the annotation of a GenBank genome assembly
AUGAGCGAAAUCCAUAAGCCAGUAAUGUUAAAUGAGGUAGUAGAAUACCUGAAAAUAAAAGAAAAUGGAAUUUAUGUUGACUGCACUUUUGGUGCUGGAGGACACUCUCGAGCCAUAUUAGAAAAGUUGAAAAAUGAAAGCCAUUUAGAAAGUCAAGGUAUUAAAGAGAUUGACGGGUUUUUAUUUGAUUUAGGCCUCUCAUCCAGCCAAUUAUCCGCAGAAGAAAGAGGAUUCAGUUAUCGACUAAAUUCUCCACUUGACAUGAGAAUGAAUCAAGAAAACAAGUUACGAGCCGAGGAAAUUAUUAAUAAUUAUCCUCAAGAAAAAUUAGCCGAUAUUUUUUACUACUAUGGAGAAGAAAGAAAAGCUCGCACCAUUGCUCGGAAAAUCUGUUACUGGCGGCAAAAGGAAAAAAUUACCAGUAUUCAACAAUUGGUAGGAAUAAUUGCUUCUUGCUUUCCUAAAAAAAGAAACAAACAUCCUGCUCGCAAAGCAUUCCAAGCACUAAGAAUAUAUGUUAAUAAGGAAUUGGAAAACCUCUCCCGAGUCCUAGAAAUUGCUACCAAACAUCUUGCUCUAAAAGGAAGAAUUAUUGUCAUUAGUUAUCAUUCUCUUGAAGACAGAAUUGCCAAGCAAAUAUUUAAAAAAUAUAAUUCGCUUGGUGGCUUUCAACUAGUUAAUAAAAAACCUUUGGUUCCGAACCGAAAAGAAAUAGAAAAAAAUUACCGAGCCCAUAGUGCUAAAAUGAGAAUUUUGGAAAGACAACUCCAAAAACUCCAAGAACAAGUAGAGUCAGCUAGCAAAGAACAAAUAAGAAACACAUUGGCCUCUCUUGGUCAAAAACCUUCCGAAGAACAGAUAAACAGGAUUAUUAGCAUGACUGAAAUUAAUCUAUUUCUAAGUUGCGGAAGUUGUUCUAAAAAACAUCGAAAUUAUCGAACUUCUAAGGCUAAAAAACCGCAAGGUGGUAAACUAAGUUUAAAGAAGUAUUGCAAAUUUUGUCGAAAAACCCAACUUCAUAAGGAAGAAAUUUCCAAAUAA